CUAUAAAGCCUGGCUGCAUCCAAGACUCCUUCACUUACUGACUGAAACUAAGCUGCUGCAGUCCCAUUAAAUUCACCGCAGAGUCAUCUUUAACUCUCAGCAGGUUGAUAGGAUUACACACUCUCCAUUUCCCCGGUUUGAAUAGCUUAUUUAGUCGGAAUGAAGGAAAGAAGACUCCAGCAGCCUUUUGUGGCGAGAUGUAAACUGGUGUUGGUUGGGGACGUUCAAUGCGGUAAAACAGCGAUGCUGCAAGUCUUAGUGAAGGACUGCUACCCAGAGACUUAUGUCCCCACUGUGUUUGAGAACUACACGGCUUGUCUGGAGCUGGAAGACCAGCGUGUUGAACUCAGUCUUUGGGACACAUCAGGCUCUCCCUAUUACGACAACGUCAGGCCCCUCUGCUACAGCGACUCAGACGCGGUGUUGCUAUGCUUUGACAUUAGCCGACCAGACACAGUAGAUGGUGCUCUGAAGAAGUGGAAAGCAGAGAUUCAAGACUUCUGCCCAAACACUCGAAUCCUGCUUAUAGGCUGUAAGACAGACCUGCGAACUGAUGUUUGCACACGCAUGGAGCUGUCCAAUCAAAAACAGGCUCCAGUCUCCCAUGAACAGGGUUCAUCUUUGGCCAAACAGCUCGGUGCCGAAGCUUAUCUGGAGUGCUCAGCCUUCACUUCAGAAAAGAGCAUCCACAGUGUGUUUCGUACCGCCGCUCUGGCCUGCAUGAAUAAACUGCAGCCUGCCAACAAACCCAGCCCAGUCCGCCGCCUCUCCAAAAGACUGCUGCACCUCCCCAACAAGACGGAUCUCCUCUCCUCCACCUUUAGCAAGGACAAGUCCAAAAGCUGCUCCAUCAUGUGAACAGAGCAAGGAGCGUGAUCGGAGUACGGGAGGAGAUAACAAGAGAACAGUUUUCUAGCGGGUUCAGCCGAGGUUCGGGGUGUGCAAGAAGGAGACAGAGAGAGCAAUCAUCUGGAUUUCACAAACCUUUAAACUUUUUUGCAACAUUCUCCUUCAGUUCAAUUACCACAUUUUCUGCAGAGAGAAACUAUUUGAAGUGGAGUAUAAUAAUCCUGUGUAAAAUGAACAACAUGCACUUUAUUUUUCCCCACAUCAAGGUUGUUAAGCAUCAGUCCGUACCUUAGCCUGUCCACGAAGGAAUAUACAGUUAUAUACUCUCCAUUUAAAGCUCUGGUGGCAAUACUGUAUCCCAUUCCUCUCUCUGUCUGGAUGUUAAAGGUCACAGCAUGGCUGAGUGAAGAGAACGUAAAGCCUAAGCACAAAGCUGUAUCUGCAGAAACCUAGCAGAGGAUUAAAACAAAAAGGCUCCUGAUGAUAUGAUCCCUGUAACCAGACCCCUCACCGUAAUACGGUUUUAAAUUAAGGUUGACAGCAGAAUAAAAUGAUAUGUCAAAAAGAGGCCAUUUUCAGAAGGCAGGGCAGAGUGGGUGUCUGGAGAUCUGCAAUGUGACUCAGCAGUACCAUGAGCCAGAAUAUGGGAAAGGAUGGAUGCUUUGUCUUCUGUACUUCUAGCAUGUCGUCAGGUGGCUCUAUCACCCCAGCAGCCUUAUGUGUUCCGUAACAUUAGGCCUUGAUUUAAGUGCUGUCACUGGGAGGAAUGGUAUUUCCAAGUCUGUUCCAAAGUCGGUUUCUUUUUUUAUUUAUUUUUCUUUCAUUUAGUUUUUUUUUUUUUUUGGAUAGAUCGCACCAAGAAAGCGAAAUUAUUUCCAAGCAUGAAGUCUGAGCUGUUUGCAUUUGGGAGCUACCCCUCCUUAUGAACAGUUUGGGAUAUUAUUUUUUUAGCUUGGAUCUGCAAAUACGUCCUAAUUGUUGCUUACAGUACAGUUUCCUGAAGGUCUGCCCAAGGAGGAUUUUACUCUGCUGAAUAAUUAGUCAAAGUCCCAACAAUGAAACCAAAUGAAAUAUAAUUUUUUUUUUUUUCUGUAUCCAUCACUCUUUUCAUCCUCUACAUAAUGUAGGAUCCUGUUGCUAAGAGAGCAUAGUAAAUGUAACAUAUCUCAUUAUAACAUAUAUAACAUUUGAUCGUCCUUAAAGACAUAGUAUCUAAAUCUGUUAAAAUAUUGUGAUUGAAGAUUCUCUACAAUCCUGCUAACAUUUGAAAAGCCAGCAUUAGCCAUAACUUACAGCAAUGAAAAUCUCAAAAUGAUAGAAGAGCCCGUUUUCUUACCUACUUCAGCCUUCCUAUCAUUUGCUAAAAGUCUUGGUUUCACUCUUAGCAUGAAAGAACUGCAACAUUAACUUGUCCCUUUUAUCUCAGUGCUUUGGUACUCCAACUUUAGAUUAAAACACCUCACUUAAAUCGCAAAACAUUAAGUUUUCUUUCUGCAAUAACAACUUUCACACCAAAUAAUGUUGCUAUUUAGCAGGUAGCUAUAAUUAGGUAUGACUGGCCAGUCAUUGUUCAAUACCAUGCAGUCACUUGUGUGGUGACUGUUUUUUCACCCACCAGUUUUCUUGCUGUAUCUCUGUCCUUGAGCAGCUCAUAUCUUUUGCGUAGUUGAUGACUUCUUAUUUUGGAUUAGUUGGUCCCAGAUGAUAUAGCUCACUACCAAGGCCAGAGAGGACAUCUACUGUCCUAAAAACUAUUUUACAGGAUUGUACAAGAGACAAAAAUAUAAAUCCUUUAUUGUCCCACGAUAGGGAAAUUCACUCUCUGUAUUUUACCCAUCCCUUCGGAGAGCAGCGGGCUGCCACAAUUGGCGCCCAGGGAGAAGUCCAGGGUUAAGGGUCUUGCCCAGGGACCCAGAUUGGCAGUCUGUGGGGCUUGAACUCAGAAUCUCUGGGGCUCAAGCCCAAUGCUAUAACAACUAGGCCACCACUCUCCCAGUUUACACUAUUAUGCACUUAAGUUUGGAUCCAUGGUUAUUUACUGAUCUUUGGGUUAUUUACACAGGAAGUGGUCUGCCAUCAAUAAUCUUCCUGUGAAUCCUGGUAUUUAAAACAUUUUUUCAAUCAAUAUAAGUAGUAAAAUAUGUUAUAUGUGUGGACUGCACUAUAGAUAGUUCCCACAAGACCAGACCUAAAGUAAAUGGCUCUGGGAAUGUGCCAUGUGGAUAGGAUAUUGGUAAAAAGACACGUUAUUUGAGGCUUCUUUAAAAAGAUACAAAGUAAACAUGGCUGUUAUUGUUAAAGAUUACAACCAUAUUUGCUAUAAUCAGUCUUAUAUCUGUAUAUGAUCUUGAUUUAUUGUCUCAAAAGUAAAAUGAGGGUAAAUAAAUCACGAUAUGAACAUAGCAUUAGGAUGUAAUAAUUUGGCACUUUUGUUAUACACUCUUAUGUCCAUCCUGUUGGAUGUAUCUUUAUAUUUUUAAAGCUACUUCUACAUGUUUUAAACAUUUAACGUUUAAUAUUAGUAAAGCGAUCAAAGAAAAUCUGUGCCACAAUUGAUGGCUUGUGUUUUCCCUGGAUAUUAGCCAGCCACCCUCAUCGAUGCUCGAUGCUUAGUUCCAGUUUGCUCAUAUUCAUCUUUUCUGAUUCUCAGUAUGUUAAUUGAUUUAAUUAUAGUGUUUUAUUAUCGUUUUUUUUUUUUGUAUCUUUCUAUCGCAUUGCCGCCGUUGUGUUGCGGUGCACCGGAUGUGGCGCCAUGUGGGAACUAUCUAUUAUAGUAGUGUAAGUGAAGCCAAGUAUGUUUGUCUUACACUGACAUACUAAAGAACAAUCACAGUGGGUUGUUGUAGUGCAUCAUUACUAAAUCUUCUGUUUAAAUGUAUGUAUUUCUACAAAUAAGCUUCUAACUUUUUAAGCAAACAUCAUAAGAGUUUAAAGAUUCAUGAUAGUGUUGUAUAAACAAUGGGGGUGCUUUGGGAUCAUGACAUUUUUAGGAUUCAGACAUCUGCUCUGGAAUAUGUCCUACUCUGAUUAGCUGUCUGCUAUAGUCUCUGGGACCAGUGUUGGAGGGUAAGAGAGUUAUCUACUGCAGGAGAAAUUAUUCAUUAUCUACAAAAUCUUACUUAAUAUUCAUCUGGCCAAACUUUUUUUGUUGGACUUAAAUGUGCUGAACUCUUCUGAGAAGACAACCUGUGAUUUAUGGAAAUGAAAGGCACCUUUCGGGAUUUUAACGAGACUUUAGAAGUGAUAAGGAUUCAGAUAUUUAAAUGAAACCGUGUUUUUUAACUUAAACGUUUUAAUAACUGCCAAGAUUUUUUUUAUAUUCUUUUGAUUUCCAAAGAAAAUUAACCAGCACCACAUUUAGCUCUUUUGUGCACAAAAAAGUUUGUCACCCCAGUACCCAAAAAAUUGCUUUUUAGCUACAACGUAACCAUAUAUUUAAUGUAAAAUUCUUUGUUAACAUGACACUUUUAUAUGUGUGAUCAGUCUUAAUCCCUGGGGGAAAAAAACAUAUGAAUUGACUCCCUUGACUGCAUUCAGGCUGGUCCUGUCUGUUCUUUAUUUUGUUUAUGGUCAUCACGAAAAGCAGAAGACCUGCUAGAUGCUGUGCUCAUCGUUGUUUUCACUGGAGUCUCCUGCCAUUAAGCUGUUGACAGCUUGGCUAAUGGAGGACUUGAUGAUUUGUAGGUCUGCACUGGGAUGCAUGGCAAUGUGCAUAACGGUGGAAUUCAAACUGUUGCCUAGCAACAGUGUGAGCAAGGGCCAUGCCUAUAUCUCUGACGGGGGAGGCGGGGAGGGGUAAUGACUUUCAUGGAGCACGCCUCACCUUUUCUUUGUAGCAUUAGACUGAAACGUAAGCGAAGGUGAAGGCUGCACCAAUCAGGGAGCAGCAGACUGCUUCAACUUUGAGUUCUCUGGUUGGGAAGACCACGCAAAGCCAAUUGGUAGCAGUCUCAAGUUUUUAAAAGUGAUUCUUCACAUCUGCUGCAUUGCUUACUGAACCUCUUUGCUGUCUGGAGCUUCCUAAUGUCCCAGACUGGUCGCAGUUUCUUAAAUAUAAAUACACUGUUUCACUGUUCCUUUGGCUUGUUUUUUAGUUUUUUUUUUGUACAUAAUCUUCACAAGUCUGUUUUACUCUUGCAGAGGAAAGUUACCGAGGCAAAACAACAUGCUUGCAUGAGGUUGCCUCUAAAGGCUUAAGCUAUUAACAAAAUUCUGUAUUUGUUAUUGUGUUUAAAAGCUUUAAGUGAAUAUGCCUGGAUUUCAUUUACAAGUGUUUUGUUCUGUGAUUAAAUCAAUUAAAGAGAAAAAUUUGACAAACA
Messenger RNA from Cyprinodon tularosa, 5168 nucleotides. RefSeq names its product Rho family GTPase 1a (gene rnd1a). Bases 160 to 858 code for a protein of 232 amino acids. The transcript is spliced from 5 exons. Lineage: Eukaryota; Metazoa; Chordata; Actinopteri; Cyprinodontiformes; Cyprinodontidae. The record is from RefSeq and is a predicted model, not a curated record. Gene Ontology annotation, biological process: small GTPase-mediated signal transduction. Gene Ontology annotation, molecular function: GTP binding; GTPase activity.